This is a messenger RNA of Bursaphelenchus okinawaensis, 927 nucleotides long. The record is from the annotation of a GenBank genome assembly. Lineage: Eukaryota; Metazoa; Nematoda; Chromadorea; Rhabditida; Aphelenchoididae.
AUGUUUAAGAAGUUGAAAUCGACUUUGCAUAAGAAGGAUAAGAACAAAGCCCCCGUCGCUGUGCCACAAGUCGAUAGUAUAAUUCAGAAAAGGGUAAGUCGAAGGAAAAUUGUGUUCAUAAAAAAGUAUAUUUCAUAGUUUUCAAUACUUUCAUUUAUUAAUUUUUAAAAUUUCCCCUUAAAAUGCCAAUUUCAGAUUGACCAGUUGAGGACAGUGCGCAACACCGCCCAAGAGUUGAUCGAUGGAAUCCGGAUUAUGUGCACCGCUUUCAACGACGGCACCAAGAAGAACCGGAAUAUUUGUGAAAGCUUUGCGAUCGGAGUCAAGAUUCUAGCCAACCACGUUGGUGCCAAAGAUCCCGAGUACAGUCAGUUCCUGAGCAAAUUGCAAACCAUCUACGACGAGAUCGGGAAGAGCCAACGGAACAUGGUGACCAUGAUCGAGGAGAAGGUGUGCAUGCCUCUGGAGUCGUGGUUAAAGUCGGAAUACCCUCGGAUCGAAGUCCAAAUCGAGACCUUGUACACCAAAAAACGAUACGCCGACGCCAAAACAGCAGAUCCUGUAGAAAACGAAAACAACAAAAAGGACUACGAAGGACAGCUGAAUGUGGUAAAGCACGAACUUCUCAAGUUGUCGCACAUCAAGAUCGAUCAUUGGGAGAAGACGGCCAUGUUCUUCGACAUCAUGAAGGAGUUUUACGCGGAAAUUCAAAGUAUCAUCGAGAAGGUUGGAGCGGACACCUGGACUGGCGAAGGAUUGGAGAAGUUCAAGAAAGGAACGACUCUACAGUUGUCACCAAGCGCAUUGGCAGCUAUCAACGAGAAGAAAGGAGGAACAUCUACUGUUUCGGUCGACAUGUCCACAUCACAAUCCUCGAGAAAGCCAACUUCAAAGAAUCCUGACUACGAGAAUCUGGAAGACCAGUGA